Messenger RNA from Diprion similis, 1138 nucleotides. RefSeq names its product mediator of RNA polymerase II transcription subunit 30 (gene MED30). Bases 197 to 1081 code for a protein of 294 amino acids. Gene Ontology annotation, molecular function: transcription coregulator activity. Gene Ontology annotation, biological process: positive regulation of DNA-templated transcription. NCBI's taxonomy places the organism in Eukaryota, Metazoa, Arthropoda, Insecta, Hymenoptera, Diprionidae. The record is from RefSeq and is a predicted model, not a curated record. The transcript has 5 exons. Gene Ontology annotation, cellular component: mediator complex.
AAAAAUUCUAAAAAAAGUUUACAAUUGAACUUGUCUGUGAUAUUCUAAAAUCUGCAAAAAAAAACAAAAACAAGUGAAUUGCUACUGGAGUUUCAAAGUCAUGUCAGGUUGUAUGGCGUGAGGACAUCACGAAGUAAUAACACAAACAACUCGCCUAAUCAGGUUACAUACGCAUUCAUUACCGUUGAAACCAAAAAUGGCUGGACAACAGCACCCGUUUCCUUCCGGAUUCCCAUCUGCCCAACAAGCUGCCAUGCGGACACAGUUUGGUAGUGGACAAAUGGUCCCUGGACUUAUGGGCGCACAGCAAGGAAUGGUAAGUCCACAACAGUUUGGAGUAGGCGUGGGAGUCGGCGUCGGUGUCGGAGGUGUUAAUUCGAACACUAUGGGCAUGCCCAGCGCACAACAAGUUUUAGCUCAACAACAACAGCAGCAACAGUCAGUUGCCAUGCAACAGCAAAUGCAGCAGAUGCAACAGCAGCAGCUGCAGUUACAACAACAGCAGCAAGCUGCUCUUGCACAACAAAAUAAUCAGGGUGGAGGAAGCCAGGCUACGACUCCUCAGACUCCUGUACCACCUACACAACCUCCGGCUCAACAACAACAGCAAAACAAAGAAUUUAAUACUGCUAGUUUAUGCCGGUUUGGACAGGAGACUGUGCAAGACAUUGUCAGUCGCACUCUCGAAGUUUUCCAGACACUGAAAGUCAUACAGCCACCUAAUGGUACAGCACAGGGAGCAACUAUCGCUAAUGAUAAAAAAUCAAAGGUGCAAGAACAAUUGCGAAUGUUGAAAUUGCUGUUUAAACGUUUACGAUUGAUCUAUGAAAAAUGCAAUGAAAACUGCCAGAUACCAGGUAUGGAGUACACCCAUAUUGAGAGUUUGAUUCCGUUGAAAGAAGAGUGGGAUAUGAAGUCAGAUGAAAAGAAAACAUCUGAAUCUUAUCGCUUGGCUUGUGAAGAGAGCAAAGAAAUUAUGGAGCAAGUGGUACUGAAGAACCGACAUCUCAAGGAAAUAAUAGAUCACCUAAGACGAAUAAUUUCCGAGAUAAACACAAUGUUAACGAUGCGACGUUCCUAGUGUGUGAUAAAAGAUUAAUGUUUCAAGUGUACAUUUCGAUUUUCACAAUAGAAUAUU